CCGAGAAGACUAGUUCCUAACCUUCGGCAUAUCUCCGACUCCCGUGACGGAUGCGGCCGCUGACAGAGGAGUCUUGGGUCGUUCAUAAGUCACUUAUCAGAUAACUUGUGCCUCUUGCUCGUCGUCCACCAUGUUGUCUCGGCUUUCGACAAAGUCCGGAAAGGCCCUCUGCCGUUCAGCCCUCCGCUCCUCAUUCGCCAGAGUCGCGGUCAAAGAUGAACGCAGGUCGUUCGUUCAGCCCUCCGGGGCGGAUCGGGCUAGCGUAGUCGAUGUCCCCUCGGCUUACCAGGAGGAUACGGCGUUUGCGCCUCGAGUCGACAUGUUUGGCUUCAAGCUUGAGGCAACCCGCCGCGAAGGUGGUGCUCAGGAGCAAGCUCGUCCAAUCUAUCUAGACAUGCAGGCCACCACGCCUGUCGAUCCACGAGUAUUGGAUGCCAUGCUGCCAUAUCUCACCGACCAGUUUGGCAACCCACAUAGUCGUACACAUGCAUACGGUUGGGAGGCGGAAAAAGCAGUUGAGGAUGCACGCAAGCACAUCGCCGACCUCAUUGGUGCCGAUCCCAAAGACAUUGUCUUCACCUCUGGCGCCACGGAAACCAACAACAUGGCAAUCAAGGGUGUUGCUCGUUUCCACAAAGACAGGAAAAAGCACAUCAUCACGACCCAAACAGAGCACAAGUGCGUGCUUGACUCCUGCCGCAAGUUGCAGGAGGAAGGUUUCGAUGUGACAUAUCUCCCCGUCCAGACGAACGGAGUAAUCCGUCUCGAAGAGCUUGAAGCCGCAAUACGCCCUGACACCUCUCUUGUUUCUAUCAUGACCGUCAACAACGAAACCGGAGUCAUCCAGCCAGUCAAGGAGAUUGGCGAGAUCUGUCGCAAGCACCGAGGCGUCUACUUCCACACCGAUGCAGCACAGGCUGCUGGCAAGAUCCCCGUAGAUGUGAAUGAGUGGAACGUCGACCUCAUGAGUAUCUCGGGGCACAAAAUAUAUGGCCCUAAGGGAGUCGGUGCUGCGUACGUGCGGCGGCGACCCCGCGUCAGAUUGGAGCCCAUCCUCAGCGGAGGUGGUCAGGAGCGUGGUCUGCGGAGCGGGACUCUUCCUGCGGCGUUGGCGGUUGGCAUGGGAGAGGCAGCGAGGAUCGCGAAGCAGGAGAUGCCCCGGGAUCGCGCUCGCGUGAAGCAGCUUUCCGACCGUCUCAUCAACAACAUCAACUCGCGUGUCGAGCACGUCGUCCGUAAUGGCGACCCCAAUGGAUACCCCGGAUGUGUCAACCUCAGCUUCGCCUACGUCGAGGGUGAGAGUUUACUUAUGGCGCUUAAAGACGUCGCGCUCUCGUCGGGCAGCGCGUGCACAUCCGCAUCGCUUGAACCAUCGUACGUUUUGCGCGCGCUUGGAGCCGCGGAGGACAUGGCGCACUCGUCACUCCGCUUUGGCAUAGGCCGCUUUACCACCGAGGCCGAGAUCGAUUACGUCGCGGACAAAAUAGUCGCCGUCGUCGAGCGGCUGCGCGAAAUGAGUCCCUUGUGGGAGAUGGUCCAGGAGGGCAUCGAUAUCAACUCCAUUGACUGGUCUCAACACUAAAACGGCUCGACUUUGUAAAUGGAAUCGUCACCUCCCUCGACUCCCAUGGCAUCCGACAGAGCGCACUUUCUCGGAUAGUGCCGGACGUCCUACGUGAAUGCAUCAUCUUGCUCUCUAAUGCCACGGGGUUUACGUUUGUGCCCGCGUUUGCCACGAGUUCCUCUUGAACAGUCCUAUCCACCUAUAUUCCAUUCGUACCAUUCGUAGCAUACGUUCGCCUGGAUGAUCAGAAUUGCCCGUGUAUUAUGUGCACCUCCUGCGGAAUCCAGUAAUGCCAUGCCCAGUUUCUCCAGGCAUACAUGACGACAUUUUCUUGAUUGUGUUCUGUAGUGAUUCAAUCUAUCUCC
Dichomitus squalens LYAD-421 SS1 is the source of this 1929-nucleotide messenger RNA. Its product is annotated as cysteine desulfurase NFS1. Gene Ontology annotation, biological process: [2Fe-2S] cluster assembly. Lineage: Eukaryota; Fungi; Basidiomycota; Agaricomycetes; Polyporales; Polyporaceae. The transcript has 8 exons. Gene Ontology annotation, cellular component: cytosol; nucleus; mitochondrion. Gene Ontology annotation, molecular function: pyridoxal phosphate binding; cysteine desulfurase activity. The record is from RefSeq and is a predicted model, not a curated record. Bases 131 to 1582 code for a protein of 483 amino acids.